AUGAGUUGGAUAUCAAGUAUUUUGCUAACAACCUCAUUGAUUUUGAAGGUUCAAGCACAAUCAUUUGAAGUUUUUGAUGAAAAAAUACGCAUUUCUUCAGUAUAUCCAUUAAGAGCACCGCCAAAUUUUGAAUUUUGUCAAACUGAAACAGUAUACAUACCGACUCCUAACCCAGUAGAAGUAUCAGCAGUAGAAUGUGCAGAAACAAUUGUAAAUUUACCUGUACCAAUUGAUCAACCAUUGAUUCCGAGACCAGGACCAAUACCAUAUCAACCAUUAAUUCCUACUACCCCAAUCACUCCUUUCCCUAUUCCAACAUCACCUCCACCUUUUGCUAUACCGAAACCGCUACCAUUUGGUCCGUUUUCUUCAUCACCUAUUAUUCCCACAUCGACACCUGUACCAACAUUUCCAACUCCCAUACCAUAUAUACCAUUUCCUUCAUUGCCUAAUGUUUCCGCACCUCCACUUUUACCAACAUUCACAGCACCCUCAUCACCUAUACCAAUUGUCUCACCGCCUACUGGUUCGGCACCUUCGUCUAUACCAACUUUUCCUACUACUAUAACAUCUAUGCCACUUCCUCCAACUAUUGUCUCGACACUUCCUCCUCCACCAACGUUCCCAACAUCUACACCCGUAACGUUUCCUCCAUUGCCUAUUGAUCUCACACCUCCAACUAUACCAACGUUACCAACACUUAUACCAGUUAAACCACUUCCUCCACCGUCUGUAGUUUCGACACCACCUACUCUACCAAUAUUCCCAAAACCUCCACCAUCCUUACCACUUCCUCAAUUACCUAAUGUUGCUGCACCUCCUUCUCUGCCAAUAUUCCCAGUACCUCCUCCCACAUUACCAUUUCCACCAUUACCCAUUAUUGCCACUCUUCCACCUGUUCCUACGUUGCCAUCUGUUCUACCCGCUCCAAUGCCGUUAAUACAAACAACAUUAGUAAAUAAUCAGCUGUCGAAUUCUUUAGCUAAUGUUUUACAAACGUUGAUAGUAGGAAAACUUAUGUCAACUACAGCAAACCCUUGUUUUAGGGACAUCAAACCUUUGUACGAUGCAAUAGGAACUAUUGGAACUGUAGAGACUUAUUUAUAUUCUUAUCCUGAGGCUGUGGAACAAUUUUAUUAUUAUACAUAA
This is a messenger RNA of Diatraea saccharalis (sugarcane borer), 1149 nucleotides long. The record is from the annotation of a GenBank genome assembly. NCBI's taxonomy places the organism in Eukaryota, Metazoa, Arthropoda, Insecta, Lepidoptera, Crambidae.